AUGCCUCUUUCACCGCGAAUUAUUGAAUAUGGUUUGAAAGCUGCUGGAGUCGCAACUGCCGUCUUGUGCAUCAGCUUGGGUGUAUUUUGUAUGGUCUCAAUAUCUGCACAAUGCAUCAUUGGUGGUCUCCUAUUGAUAAUAAUUGGCAUAGUUGUUAUAAUACUAGAAGCACCUAUUUGUUGUUCCAUGAUUCCACAAUUGCACAAAUUCAAUGAGUUCAUUGAGAAACGUUCUCCUAUUGAAAAAUCAAUCUUUUACGGAAUUGCUGCUAUUUUACCCUUGAGCCUGUGCUUUGGUAUUUCCACACUGUUUUGUGGGCUAGCAUUGGGUGGAUGCUGUGCAUUUAAUAUUUGGAGAAUUAUCAAAGAAAGACGCAACAGGCAAGCCAAUCCAGAAGGUGUGGUUUCGGAACAUCAGACUCCAUAUGCUGCAGGUAAUCCGCAACCUGCAACGUUUCAGGGUGGAUACGCUGACCCACCAGGAUUCCGAGAUCAAUUAAUUGAAAAAGCUGCUACUGGAGCAGUAAGAGGUGUGAUUUCUGGCUCUGGUGGUGGUUAUCCAGGAACAGGUUAUUCUGGCACUUAGGUAUAUUAUCCUCAGUGAGAGUUUGAUAUGUUUUCUCUGUUCUAUUCCCUUCACAACCUAAUAGUUCUCUGUUCCUUUAAGUUGC
This is a messenger RNA of Trichobilharzia szidati, 670 nucleotides long. Lineage: Eukaryota; Metazoa; Platyhelminthes; Trematoda; Strigeidida; Schistosomatidae. The record is from the annotation of a GenBank genome assembly.